AUGAUCCGAGCAAGCAGUAAAACUACUCUCUCGAUCCUCAACAGACAGACCAUCGCAAGACCAUCUGCUAUCCUUCAUCCGAACCACUUCAGCUCGACCCCUCGACAUCAGGCUGAAAUCGAGCUAGAAAUCGAUGGUAAAAAGGUGACUGUCGAACAGGGUAGCGCCCUCAUUCAAGCAUGCGAGAAAGCCGGUGCCACAAUCCCAAGGUUUUGCUAUCAUGACCGGUUGGCUAUCGCUGGAAACUGCAGGAUGUGUUUGGUUGAGGUAGAAAAAUCACCUAAACCAGUGGCAUCAUGCGCAAUGCCUGCCAUGCCAGGUUCGAAAGUGUUCACAAACACACCUUUGGUUCACAAGGCUAGAGAGGGUGUGAUGGAAUUUUUACUGGCAAACCAUCCUCUAGAUUGCCCGAUUUGUGACCAGGGAGGCGAGUGUGAUCUUCAAGAUCAAUCGAUGCGCUAUGGUUCAGACCGAUCUAGAUUCAAGGAGUAUACCGGCAAACGUGCCGUCGAGAACAAAAACCUGGGUCCGAUCGUCAAGACAGUCAUGACAAGAUGUAUCCAAUGUACCCGUUGCGUCCGAUUUGCCAAUGAAGUCGCUGGGGUCGAUGAGUUUGGCACGACCGGUCGUGGCAAUGAUAUGCAGAUCGGGACCUACAUCGAAAGGACUCUCAACAGUGAACUCAGCGGAAAUAUUAUCGACUUAUGUCCAGUUGGAGCCCUCACUUCGAAACCAUAUGCUUUUACUGCCCGUCCCUGGGAGCUUAAAUUGACCGAAUCAAUCGAUGUCAUGGACGGCUUGGGUAGCAACAUUCGAAUCGAUUCUCGUGGAUUACAAGUCAUGAGAAUCCAACCUAGAAUUAAUGAGGAUGUCAACGAAGAGUGGAUCCACGACAAAACCCGUUACGCUUAUGACGGCUUGAAAACUCAGCGGCUAACGGUCCCCUUGAUUAAAACUGAUGGGAAAUUUCAACCGGCUACUUGGGCGGAGGCUUUAACCGCUGUCGCCGAAGGCUUGAAGGAAUCCGGUGCCAAGAAUAACGAAAUCAAAGCCAUCGCUGGGGCACUAGCUGAUACUGAAUCUCUAGUGGCCCUGAAGGACCUCAUCAACAAGUUAGGAUCGGACAAUACUGCAUUAGAAAAUCUUUCGGGCGACGCUUCUCCAGCGCAUGGAGUUGAUUUCAGACAGAAUUACGCUUUCAAUUCGACUAUAGUUGGCGCCGAUGAGGCUGAUUUCGUCUUGCUGGUGGGCACCAAUCCACGACACGAGGCAGCCGUACUCAACAGUCGAUUCCGAAGAUCUUGGUUGAACAAAGGCUUACGGGUAGGCUUGAUCGGUGAAAAAUUCGACAGUGUCUUCGAAUUCGAUCAUCUUGGUGCAGACCUCCGGGCUGUCAAGGAUUUCACCUCAGGAAAAGGAAAAUUCGCUGAAUCAUUCAAAAGCGCUAAGAAGCCGAUGAUCAUCAUUGGAAGUGCCGUCAAUGACCAUGCUGAUGGUCAAGAAAUUUACAAGUCAUUGGCUGGCUUUGUUGAAGCUCACAAAGCACAAUUCUUAACACCAGAAUGGAACGGGUUUAACGUUCUUCAGCGCACGGCGUCAAGCACGGCGGCGUACGAUGUCGGAUUUGUUCCGUCGAACUCGGCCAGCAAAGCUCAACCGAAAUUCAUUUACCUCUUGAACGCAGAUGAUUUCGAUCCAAGCAGGAUCCCUAAGGAUGCAUUUGUCGUCUACCAAGGUCAUCACGGAGACCUGGGUGCCAGUUACGCGGAUGUCUGUUUACCUGGUACAGCUUACACAGAGAAAUCGGCCACCUGGGUGAACACUGAAGGGCGGAGUCAAUUGGGAAGAAUCGCGGUCUCCUCGCCCGGCUCGUCGCGAGAAGAUUGGAAGAUCAUCAGGGCGGUCUCGGAGGUCUUGAACGUCGGCUUACCCUAUGAUGAUCCGAUCCAAUUGAAGAAUCGAAUGUGGGAGGUCUGCCCAAGUCUCAUCAGAUACGACGAGUUGGUCCCCAGCUCGACCUCACUCGAAGCCAUCCAAUCCAUCGCCUCCCAUCAACCUCCCUCUCCUCUUUCGAAAUCUUCCCUCAAAACUGGCGCCUUGGGCUUGCCGAUCAAAGACUUCUACUUCACCGAUCCUAUCUCUAGAAACUCAAUCACUAUGGCUCAAUGCUCUAAAGCUUUCUCAAAUCCAAACCCUGAUGUCACUCAUUCUGAUAAGAGCGACCAACCUAUGGCUGCCUUUGGUUAA
Puccinia graminis f. sp. tritici CRL 75-36-700-3 is the source of this 2247-nucleotide messenger RNA. RefSeq names its product NADH-ubiquinone oxidoreductase 78 kDa subunit, mitochondrial. Gene Ontology annotation, biological process: ATP synthesis coupled electron transport. Lineage: Eukaryota; Fungi; Basidiomycota; Pucciniomycetes; Pucciniales; Pucciniaceae. Gene Ontology annotation, cellular component: membrane. Gene Ontology annotation, molecular function: NADH dehydrogenase (ubiquinone) activity; iron-sulfur cluster binding. The transcript has 6 exons. Bases 1 to 2247 code for a protein of 748 amino acids. The record is from RefSeq and is a predicted model, not a curated record.